AUGGCCGCCCGUCGGUCCCUGGCUCGUUCCCUCCCCGCUCUCCGCGCCGCCACCCCCCGCACGCCCGUGUCUGCCCGCUCUCUCACCACCACCCCCAAGUCUACCACUCCAGCCAUCGUAAACAUGGCUACACGCACCGGUUCCUCUCCGGCAUCGCUGUCGGCUACCCGCCGACUCCACGCCACAGCCCGGCAGCUCAACGGCGGAACCACCUCGGCCGCCACAACCGCAACCGAAUACCCGACGGACCACCAGCCGAUCGCCAACCCCAUUGACACGGCCAACUUUCUCGACAACGAGUUCGUGCCUUCCAAGGCGUCGACCUGGAUUGACCUCCACGAUCCAGCCACGAACAACCUCGUCACCCGUGUGCCCCAGAGCACCGAUGAGGAACUGCAGGCGGCUGUCCGCUCCGCCGAGAAGGCCUUCCCCGCCUGGCGGGCUACCUCCAUCAUGGCCAGGCAGCAGAUCAUGUUCAAGUUUGUGAGCUUGAUCCGUGCCAACUGGGACCGUCUUGCUUCCUCUAUUACCCUCGAGCAGGGCAAGACUUUUGCCGAUGCCAGGGGCGAUGUCCUGCGUGGUCUGCAGGUUGCCGAGACCGCUUGCGGUAUCCCUUCUCAGAUGACCGGUGAGGUGUUGGAGGUGGCUAAGGAUAUGGAGACGCGCAGCUACCGAGAGCCGCUUGGUGUUGUGGCAGCCAUCUGCCCGUUUAGUAAGUUACCCGCGAAUAUCUUGUGUGAGAACGAAACAGGACUGAUUGACGAUUCAGACUUCCCUGCCAUGAUUCCCCUGUGGUGCAUCCCCAUUGCAACGGUGACUGGUAACUGCCUAGUACUCAAGCCAUCUGAGCGGGACCCCGGCGCGGCAAUGAUCCUAGCCGAGCUAGCCAAGGAAGCCGGAUUCCCGGCGGGUGUCAUUAAUAUCGUCCACGGGUCCGCGAAGACGGUGGACUUCAUUCUCGACGCACCCGCCAUCAAGGCUAUCAGCUUCGUCGGUAGCAACCGGGCCGGCGAGUACAUCUACACCCGUGGCUCUGCGAACGGCAAGCGCGUGCAGGCCAACCUGGGCGCUAAGAACCACGCCGCCGUCCUGCCCGACUGCAACAAGAACCAUGCACUCAACGCCAUUGUCGGCGCUGCUUUCGGCGCUGCCGGCCAGCGCUGCAUGGCUCUCAGCACGGUGGUCAUGGUCGGCGAGACGAAGGAGUGGCUACCUGACAUCGCCGAGCGGGCCAAGGCCCUCAACGUGAACGGUGGGUUCGAAGAAGGCGCCGACCUGGGGCCUGUCAUCAGCCCGGAGAGCAAGAAGCGCAUUGAGGAUCUGAUUGCCAGCGCCGAGGCGGAGGGCGCCACCAUCCUCCUCGAUGGCCGUGGCUACAAGCCGAAGAACUACCCCAACGGCAACUUCGUCGGUCCCACGAUCAUCACCAACGUCACACCUGACAUGAAGUGCUACCGCGAGGAGAUCUUCGGCCCCGUCCUCGUCUGCGUCAACGCGCCCACCCUGGACGACGCCAUCAACCUGAUCAACGCGAACGAGUACGGCAAUGGCGCUGCUAUCUUCACACGCUCAGGCCCGACUGCUUCGCGCUUCCAGAAGGAUAUCGAGGCUGGCCAGCUGGGUAUCAACGUGCCCAUUCCUGUGCCGCUGCCGAUGUUUUCCUUCACUGGUAACAAGAAGAGUAUUGCCGGUGGUGGUGCGAAUACCUUCUAUGGCAAGCCUGGUCUGCAAUUCUAUACCCAGCAGAAGACGGUGACGAGCCACUGGCGCAGUGAAGAUGCGACGAGCACCAAGGCGAAGGUGGUCAUGCCGACUCACUCAUAG
Molecule: messenger RNA, 1824 nt
Organism: Penicillium lagena
Lineage: Eukaryota; Fungi; Ascomycota; Eurotiomycetes; Eurotiales; Aspergillaceae
Product: CoA-acylating methylmalonate-semialdehyde dehydrogenase
Exons: 1
Coding region: 1-1824 (607 amino acids)
Biological process (GO): thymine catabolic process; L-valine catabolic process
Cellular component (GO): mitochondrion
Molecular function (GO): methylmalonate-semialdehyde dehydrogenase (acylating, NAD+) activity; malonate-semialdehyde dehydrogenase (acetylating, [NAD(P)+]) activity
Source: RefSeq, a predicted model, not a curated record